AUGGUUCUGGGACUGAGGGUGGUGAGAGGACCUGACUGGAACCUCGGGAACGAGGAUGGCGGUGACGGCCAUCUUGGUACUGUUGUAGAGGACCAUGGCGACAACACUGUCACGGUAGUUUGGGAUAUGGGGUCAAGGACGACAUGUCGCGCGGGAGAGGAUGAUAAAUGUGACCUCUGCAUCCUGGACAAUGCCCCAACAGGAGUACGUUUCGGCUCGGCCACCUGUUCCGAGUGUGAGGUAGAUGGGAUAUUUGGAAUGAAGCGGAACUGUAAGCAGUGUGAAGGGGUGUGUCUCUGUAGUGUGUGCUACAUAAAGGGUAGACAUGACGAAAGACACGCGUUUAUCAGAUACUUCAGUCCGGAGUCGAACGGGGUAGAGGUACCGAAGCGUUUUACCUCCAAUAAGCAGCGAUCUCUUGGAAUGUUCCCAGGAGCAAAGGUCGUCCGAGGAACGGACUGGGAUUGGUCCGACCAAGAUGGUGGAGCAGGCAGCUCGGGAACUGUGGCAGGUCUCCGGUCGUAUGAGGAGGGUAUUGGUGACCGAAACAGUGUUACAGUCACGUGGGAGAAGACACAGAAAACCGCGAAAUAUCGUGUGGGAUUCGAGGGCAAGGUCGAUCUGAAAUGUAAAGUCGAAGGAGAAGCCCCCGGGUACGAUUACUACAAAGAACACCUUCCACUUCUUGACGCUGAUAUUUUUGAAGUGUACGAGGAUCUGUCCGCGAUUUUCCUUAAGGUUAAUGACAAGGUGUGUGCGGGUGUGUCCAAGGAAGACCUGGAGGUCGCUCAGAAGGAACAUGGCGGCUGGCACGUAAGGAUGGCCGAGGUUCACGAUGUCAACAUUGAUGACACCGUCAUGGUGUCAGAUGACCAGGAGUUUGUGGAGAUUGUACAAAAGGAUCAUGGUGGCUGGGUUGAAGAGAUGGGUCUCGUGCUUGGUAAAGCGGGUAAAGUUGUACGUAUUACCCCGAAGAAAGACGUAGUGGUGGCGUUCGGGAGGAAGACCUGGGUAUUUCAUCCUGCUUGCCUCACUCCAGCCCCUGACGAGGAGAUAUUCCAAAUCAAUCCCCAGUUCUACUGUCACAGUUCAGU
This is a messenger RNA of Pecten maximus, 1094 nucleotides long. RefSeq names its product E3 ubiquitin-protein ligase MIB2-like. NCBI's taxonomy places the organism in Eukaryota, Metazoa, Mollusca, Bivalvia, Pectinida, Pectinidae. Gene Ontology annotation, cellular component: cytoplasm. The annotation marks the transcript as partial. The transcript has 7 exons. Gene Ontology annotation, molecular function: zinc ion binding; ubiquitin-protein transferase activity. Gene Ontology annotation, biological process: protein ubiquitination. The record is from RefSeq and is a predicted model, not a curated record.